AUGGAGCUCCUCUGUAAUAAGACGCUCGUCACAGCUGCGUGUUUGAAUGGUACGGCGGCGGCGGAGGCUGGUGGUGGUGGUGUUUUGCCAGAGUCGAUGCUCCAGCUUCAUAUUGUUGUUCCUGCGGUUACGGUGCUUGGGUUGAUUGUUUUGGGGACGUUGAUGGGGAUGGUUUUGUUUUUUUGGAGGAGGAAGUACGCGCUGGCGGAGGAGGGGGGGGAUAAGAAGGGGGGGAAGUGGUGGGUGGAUAGUGAGAGUGGGAGUGAGAGGGGUGGUAGUGUGACGAUGAAGACACAACAACAAGAGGAACAGGGGAGAAGAGAGGUGGUGAAGCAGGGGGGGAGGACUGAGGAUAAGGAGUUGCCGCCGCCACCACUGAACCCACCAGUACCACGAGUGCCGUCGGAAGUGGUAUUAUCACCACCACCACCACUACCUAGCCCAACUUCCCAGAGACCAAACAACAUAAGGUCUCUAAUCCCCCCUCCGCGACCGUACAGAGCUCCCAAUCGGAACACCUACCCCAACCAAGCGCUCCAACCACCCCCUCAGCAUGGUUACGCCCAGCUACGGAGCUUGACACAAUCAGCCUCGCAGCCAGAGAUGAGGCAGCAACCGCACCAUAGCGUUCAAGCAAGUCUGUCGAAAGAGCGGUGCUUGACGCAGUCAACAUCUCAGCCGGAGAUGCGCCAGAGGGAAAGGGAGAAGAAUACGGUGCUAGUGACGAGGUUGGAAUACAACCACCCAGAUGAACAGAGGGCAGCAGCGUCCAAGUGGGAGAGGCCUGGGCUGGGGCUGGGGCUGGGGUUGGGGAUACCAAGGCAGAGUUUUGACGGGGAGAAGGGGAAGGAAAGGGAGAGGUUGUUGGUGAGGAGUAGUAGGAGGUUUUCGGUUUCGCAGAACUUUUAA
Molecule: messenger RNA, 909 nt
Organism: Podospora anserina S mat+
Lineage: Eukaryota; Fungi; Ascomycota; Sordariomycetes; Sordariales; Podosporaceae
Exons: 2
Coding region: 1-909 (302 amino acids)
Source: RefSeq, a predicted model, not a curated record